CGGAGCGGAGGCGUGCCGGAAGGCGGGAACAGCGCCGUGCCGGCGGCGCCAUCUUGGUUCUUCUCUGACAGGAUGGGGCGGGCCCGGCUCUGUUCUCUCCUUUUCCUCCCCCUCGUGUUCUUCGUAGUGCCCGUCCUCGCGUUUAAAUUAAACGUGCCCAAAGCGUUACUGCCCUUCAGUCGGGAGCUGCGGGUCCCUUUUGUGCUGGAGGCUGAGGGGGGCUGUUACUCCUGGUAUUCCACACAUAACGAUAUAGUCACUGUUGAGUCCAUUUAUGAGAAUGGUACCAUUUGUUCCCAAAAAGCGUUGCUCUCUGCUCGGUCUUCACAAGCCACAAAGCUAAGCAGUGUUGUGAUAGCUGAGGAACGUGUGACAGGCCAUUUACUCCGCUGUGAUGUUAUUGUUGAUGUGAUAAACAGUAUUGAAAUUAUCUCCCGAACUCGGGAAAUCUAUGUGGAAGAUUCUCCUCUGGAGUUGGCUGUGAGAGCUCUGGAUGUUGAAGGAAACACAUUCAGUAGCUUGUCAGGAAUGACUUUUGAAUGGAGCAUUGCAAAGGAUGAUGACAUCGAAAGUUUAGAACUGUCAAACAAAGUAAGCAUUUUAAAAUACUCGGAAGCUGACUACUCUCCACCAGACUACAUAGUUGAGAUGGAAAAAGCAGAAAAACAAGGAGACAGGAUUCUGGUGUCAGGAAUCAAAACUGGUGCAGCAGUCAUAAAAGUCCGAAUGCAAGAAUCAACCUACAAGAAAGUGGCUGCUGCCUCGAUACGUUUGCUGGUUCUAGAGAAUAUACUCCUGAUACCGUCUCACGAUGUUUACCUCCUGGUUGGAGCAUAUAUAAAAUACCAAGUAGCAAAACUGGUCCGGGGGAAGAUGACAGAUUUAGAAUUUCCUCUUGAACAUUACGACCUUGAACUUUGCGAUCAAGUUAUUGGGCCUGGUGGCUCUGACCUUCUGCCGGUGGCCAGCCUGGAGGUGAAGACAGCCAUUGUGAGAGCAGUGCAGUUAGGACAGAGCACUCUUGCCUUUGUUCAUAAAAAUGCUCACAUGCGAGCUGUAUCUGGACUUCCUAAUUCCACUAUCUAUGUCGUAGAAGCUGGAUUUUUAGGUUUCACUGUCUAUCCAGGAGACAGAUGGAUCCUGGAAGUGCAGCGAGAGUAUGUGAUCACUGUAGAAGUUUAUGAUAGAGACAGCACUAAAGUUUAUUUAUCUGAUAAUCUCCGAAUAAUUCACCACUUCUCUAAGGAGUAUUUUGAAGAGCUAAUAUCUUCUCGUAAUGGGUCUUACCAUAUAGUUCAAGUCCUAAAAGAUGGCAUCACAGGGAUAAAAGCUGAAUUGGUUUCUGUUCUUCAACAGGACGGCUCUCAGGCUUACUUACCCGUACCAGUCAGCCACGAACAGGAGGUGAAGAUUUACCUUCCCAUCAAACUGUCACCUUCUCUCCUUGCGUUUCCACACCAUCCCACGGAAGUCCUGUAUCGAUACAACCUUCAGGUAGAAGGAGGCAGUGGCAAUUUCUCAUGGAUUUCCUCCAACCAGACUGUGGUCACGGUCACCAUAAAAGGCGUAGUGACCGGAGGCUUGGCCCAGGGGCACUGCACUGUGCAGGCCAGAGAUGUACAGAACCCCUUUCAUUACGGAGAAAUACAGGUGUAUGUGGAACAGCUGGCAAAGGUGGAACUUUUGCCGUUUCGUGCAGACAUUGAGAUUGGCCAAAUUUUGGAAGCUCCUCUCAAGAUGUAUUUCACGGAGAGGGAAACAAGGCAGAACAUUGCUUUCACUGAUUGUUCCCUCUUACCUUUGGAUAUAAGCAUGGAAAAGCAAGGAGUAUUUGUCCUUGCUGAAGAAGGUAAUCAGAAGCCUGGACAGACAUUCUGCUCCAGCUUCCAGUUAGAAGCAAAGUCUGUGGGACAUACGUUACUGACAGCAAGCAUUACUGUACACCAGGAGCAUUUUGAAACAAGUGCAGUGUUUGCUGCUUAUGAACCUCUCAAGGCUGUCAACCCAGUAGAGAUGGCUUUAGUGACCUGGCAAGCAGCAAAGGAGAUGGUAUUUGAAGGUGGGCCAGGACCGUGGGUUUUGGAACCAUCUCGUUUCUUUUCGGAACUAACUGUGGAGCAUAAAGAGAAAAUUGAAGUUGUACAAGUCCGAUUUCCAACCAAAAGGAAACUGAACCAGUACGUUUAUCAGGUUGUAUGCCUGCAGCUGGGGGAGCAGGUGCUCACGUUCCAAGUAGGUAACCGGCCAGGGCUCCUGAACCCUGCUCCUGCCGUGGAGGCGAUCCAGGUGACCUUCAUCUGUGCUCAUCCCGCCAGUAUGUCUGUGACCCCCAUGUAUGAAGCAGCUACUGGUAUCCAACCUUGUCCAUUGCCGCAGCAGAGCAAACAGCUAAUCCCCGUAUCCAGUGUGAGGAGUACGGUUCUGGAGCUAGCUGUGUUUGAUCAUCAGCGGCGGAAGUUUGACAACUUCAGUUCUCUGGUGCUCGAGUGGAAAUCGUUCAAUGAAACCCUUGCGCACUUUUCUGAUGCUAGAACCAUGAAGAUGGUAGCGAAGGAUGAUGGGACUGGGCAGACCCAGCUGCACGGACAUCAGCUUCUAGAAGUGCACCAAAUUAAAGGUACUGUUUUUGUUGGAGUCAGCUUUGUGAAGUACACAAUACAAGGUGGCCCAAAAGAAGUGUCUAACUUGCUUACCUCUGCUUCUGUGGAGUUUUUAUUGGUAGAGGAUGUGACUAUUGUGCCAGAUAAUGCCACUAUGUAUAAUCAUCCUGCUGUAAAGGAGCUAUUUGAUCUAGUGGAAGGAUCUGGAUACUUUCUGGUCAACAGCAGUGAGGGUGGAAUAGUAAACAUGAAGUAUCGGGAGGCAGAAAGUGCCAUCGAGGUCACCCCUCUGCAGCCUGGAUUUUUAAGCCUGGAAAUUUAUGAUCUCUGUUUGGCAUUGUUGGAACCGGUUGCUGCCUAUCUGCAUGUGUCUGACAUGUAUGAGGUGGAAGUGCAUCUCACUGAUAAGCUUGAGAUUGGCAAAUCUGUCAUUGUUACUGUUCAAGUCCUGGGUUUUCAGCGACUUCCCUUGCAGAGUAAAUACUUCAAGUACAUGAAGCUGGAGCUGCAAGCAGCAUCACCUAUUGUUACACUUGCGCAAAUGAAAGAAGUGGGAGAAUAUUCUGAACUGCACGUACUUCAUGCUGUUGCCGCAGGCCAGACUACUUUGGUAGCUACAGCCUGGGACAAGAUGGGAAGAAGAAUUACUUCUGCUCCUCGGAAAGUUGAGGUCUUUCCUCCAUUUAAACUGAUUCCAAAGAAAAUGACUCUUAUUCCACACAACAUGGUGCAAGUGAUGUCAGAAGGUGGUCCCCAGCCGCAGUCCAGCAUCCACUUCUCUGUCACUAACUCCUCCGUCGCUGAGGUUAACCGACUUGGACAAGUCACGGCAAGAACAGUAGGAACAACCACGAUACAAGGCGCUAUCCGGGUGGUUAGUGAAGACACGGGAGGAGUUACUGUUUUUUCACAGGAUCAAAUGGAAUUAGAAGUAGUUCAGUUAAAAGCAGUAAGAAUUCACGUACCUGCUACAAGACUUAUAACAGGCACCGAGAUGCCAGUCUUCGUCGUGGGGCUGAACAACAUGCUGACUCCAUUUUCCUUCAGUAAUGCUAACCCAGAACUGCGAUUUCAAUGGUCAGUGAGCAAAAGAGAUGUUCUAGACCUUCUUCCUCGACACAUGAAGCAGGUUUCCAUCCAGCUCCAGUCAGACAAUAAUGUUGCCAUGGUUGUGCACACAAAAUCAGCAGGUAGAACCAGUAUUAAGGUGAUGGUGCAGUGUCUGAAUGCAUCUGCUGGGCAGUUUGAAGGAAACGUGACCGAACUAUCAGAUGAAGUGCAAAUCCUGGUAUUUGAUAAGCUGUCACUAUUCUCUCCCUCGUUUUCCACUGAGCAAAUUUUAAUGUCCACGAAUUCUCAACUCAAGCUGUACACAAACAGGGAAGGGGCUGCAUUUGUGAGCUUCCAAAUCUUGCAGUGUUACCCCAACUCUUCCAUCCUCGAGGAGCACGAUCAAGGUGUCCUGAGAGCUGGACCCAUCACAGGCAUUGCAGUGUUGGAAGUGACUUCUCUAGAGCUCUUUGGAGUCAAUCAGACAACCGUAACGGGCAUCCGGGUUGCACCCAUUUCCUAUUUAAGGAUAAACAUUAGUCCCAAAAUCUACACAGCUGGUGGCAUGUCCUUGGCUACAUUUCCCCUGGGGAUGUCCUUAACCAUUACAGUUGAGUUCUACAACAGCAUCGGGGAGAAGUUCCAUGCCCAGAACGCCCAGCUGCGCUUAUCUGUGAACAGAGAUGACUUGCUGCUCAUUAGAUCUGCAAAUAAGAAUCACACGUACAUUGCUCAGGCUGUGAACAGAGGAGUGACGCUCUUGACUGUGCAGGACGAGAGGCACCCAGGCGUGGCUGACUACAUCCCAGUGCCUGUGGAACCCGCCAUCAAGCCAGAUCUCUCAAAGCCUGUGGCAGUAGGAGAUGUGAUCUGUUUCAGCUCACCCCUUGUAAACCAAGAAGGUGCCUCAGGGAUGUGGCGUAUCUCCCCCAGUGAUAAGCUGGACGUAGACAGCGUGAGUGGAGCGGCGUUAGUGAAGAACACCGGAACAGCUACGGUCUUCCACGAUAUCCCAGGGAUAGGGAAAACAUACAGAGAGGUAGUUGUCAACGGUUCUUCAAAUCUAAGUUUCCAGAUUGGUCAAAAAAACUAUUUAACAAACGCUCCUGAUUCUUCUGCAUUCCACGUUCUUGUCGCCACAAGCAGUGGAAGAGAAACCCUCAAAGGCCCCUGCAGCCCGCUUCAGCUCAGCGCGAUCACAAAUCGGCUUCUCCCGGAGUCUUACUUGAAAUGUGGAGUUGGGUUCAGCAGCACCAUGUUGGACGUUUCGGCUGGGGAAGUCUUCCUUGUGCAGUCAGGAUUCAGCAUCCAAGAAGGUCUUUAUGCCUGUGUGAUCACAGCUAAACCCCAGCCCAGUGAAGUCCUCCUGGCUCUGAGCUUGGCUGAUGCUUCUGUAUACGUGACUGUUUCUCACAGCAGUGACCAGAGGAAGGGGGACACGCAACGAAUCCUUGUUCCUUUCCUCCCUGCCUUCUACCUUUACCAGUCAGAAUUAGUUUUUAGUAUCACACAACUAACUGGUGUGCUAAGAGUGCUGGGAGUUGAAAAAGUAUUAGAAAAGCUGGAGGUUCAGCCCAGUUCUCCGGCUCUGACCGUGAUGCCUCCGGAGCGUUCGCUCAGCAUGCCCGGGCUUGUCUCCUACGUGGUCGGCGUGGUCAACUUCACCUCUCUCCAGCAGAUGCCAGCACCGGCCUUCGUCAACGUGUCUUGUGCUCUCACCGCCCAAAGGGCAGCGGUAGCAGUGAGAGCUCUCACCGGGGAGUGCGCGCCCGGUCAGUGCAGGGAAGUGGGAGUUCAUCACCGGCUAGCGAGCUCUUACCAGGUCCUUCUCUUCACUCUCUUUGCUGUUUCAGCGUUGACAGCUGUUAUGUUCCUUGCCCACAACGCUUUCCUGACCAGGCUGCAAACGGUGCCUGUUGUGUACGUGCCUACCGCCGCUGUACCUCAGACAGGAUAUUCCUGUCCUGCCAGUUCCCAGCACGAAAGGAACAGGCCUCAGCUGGGGCUCUGGAGCGUGCGGAGGUGAAUCCACACCAGAGAGAUCCCCACUGCGAGCGGGGAUGGGUUGUUCCCGACCUGAACGAAAGGAAGCGUUUCAUUUCCCCUGUUACCUGCUGAUCUGAGCCUCGGAUGUUGAGUACCUGCGCUCUUCUGACGUUUAACUGCACGGUGGGGGCCGGGCCCGGUUACUUUUUGGGAUUAAGGGCAGGCCCGCCAGCCAUGUUCCCUCUCACGUGCUCUGCAACCGCUCACAACCCCCGUUCUUUACCAGCCCAAGUUCAAGUUAUUCGUUACAGCUCAAGACAACAAGCGCAUUAAAGGCAGACCAGCUUGCGUGUA
This is a messenger RNA of Cygnus olor (mute swan), 5990 nucleotides long. It is a transcript of the gene NUP210L, whose product is annotated as nucleoporin 210 like. NCBI's taxonomy places the organism in Eukaryota, Metazoa, Chordata, Aves, Anseriformes, Anatidae. Bases 73 to 5676 code for a protein of 1867 amino acids. The transcript is spliced from 40 exons. Gene Ontology annotation, cellular component: nuclear pore. The record is from RefSeq and is a predicted model, not a curated record.